This is a messenger RNA of Aspergillus novofumigatus IBT 16806, 396 nucleotides long. RefSeq names its product YjgH family protein. The coding region runs from base 1 to 396 and encodes 131 amino acids. Lineage: Eukaryota; Fungi; Ascomycota; Eurotiomycetes; Eurotiales; Aspergillaceae. The record is from RefSeq and is a predicted model, not a curated record. The transcript is spliced from 2 exons.
AUGUCCUCCACCGUGACCACUUCUCCCGACGGCACGAAACAAUUCUACGCAACAUCCUCCCCCUACGAAGACAUCAUCGGCUACUACCGCGCCGUCCGCCACGGCAACCAGAUCUUCGUCGCCGGAACUACAGCCCAGACCAUCGUCGCUUUGACGGAGAGUGUCAAAGCGGUUAAAGAGCUUGGGGGCGCGGGAGCGAGCAGCAUUGUGCGUGUCAAGAUGUUCGUUGGGCGCUCGGAGGAUUGCAUGGCUGUUGGCGAGGGAUUCCGGGAGGUGCUGGGGAAGCAGCAGGGUAAUGGGGUUGGGGCUGUGGCGACGAUGAUUGUUGUGCAGAAUGGGUUUGUGAAUGGGGAUAUGAUGGUUGAGGUGGAGGUUGAUGCGAUUGUAGAUAGUUGA